AUGAGUCCCGUCACGGCCAAGCUCGUCUCGGAGAGCGAACCGUACAUCGUCCCUGGCAAGCUCAAGGUUCGAGAGCUGUGGUUCGAGGUGCCCCUCGACCACGCCAAGCCAGACGGCAAACAGAUCACGCUCUUUGCACGCAGCGCGGUGCCCCAUGAGAAACCAAUCGUAGAGCCCAAGGAGCCCUCCCAGCGGCCUUUCCUGGUCUUCCUCCAGGGAGGUCCGGGCUUCGGCAACCCACUGCCGCAGGACAGCCCUCUGUCCAAGUACAUGCUCGACCGUGGCUAUGAACUGCUGCUCCUCGAUUACAGAGGCACAGGCCUCAGCUCGACCGUCUCGGCAGACACCUUGGCUUCUAUCGGCACUCCACAGGAGCAGGCAGACUACCUCAAGCACUUUCGAGCAGACACCAUUGUCAAGGACUGCGAGGCCGUCCGCCGCUAUCUCACCAAGGACUAUCCUCCCGAAAAGCAGAAGUGGUCCAUAUUCGGCCAAUCCUUUGGGGGCAUGACGAGCAUGACCUAUCUCUCGUUCGCUCCCGAGGGGCUUCGCGAGUCCUUCAUCACCGGAGGACUGGCGGCCCUCGACAAGGGACCCGACGACGUCUACCCCGUGACAUACAAGACAGUGAUCACAAGAAACAAGGCGUAUUACAAGAAAUUCCCUGGUGACGUCGCCACUGUCAAGUGGAUUGCCUCAAAGAUUGAGGAGUUGGGUGGUGCCAAGGGAAUUCCUCUACCCGCUGGCGGGCUCUUGACCGUGAAACUGCUGAUGCUGCUCGGUAUAAACUUUGGUGCUGACGGAGGCAUAGACAAGGUCCACAACCUCAUGGUGAGGAUGAAAGCCGACCUCGAUCAGUUUGGUCGCUUCACAAGAGCGACUCUCAACAUAAUCGAGCAGGAAGUCAGCAACGACGAAGCGCCGAUCUACAUGCUGCUUCACGAGCCUUGCUGGAUUUACGGGCCGGGUAUUGCUGGCAACUUUGCCGCUGACCGGGUUGGAAAGUCCUUCAAGGAGUACCAGUGGCUCCAACAAGACUGGGAGGGUGUGUCAGCUCUCCAGGAGGACGAACCGCUGUACUUCCUGGGAGAGAUGAUGCCCGAAUACAGGCUCGAUACUUGCGCCGAGCUCAUGAAGUUGAAGGACACGGUGCGAAUCCUCGCAAAGUAUGACCAGUGGCCGGCGCUGUACGACUUGGAGCAGCUAGCCCGUAACGAGGUGCCUGUGUACGCCGCCUGCUACAACGACAUGUACGUAGACAGCGACAUGGCGCGCGUGACGGCCUCGCGCAUCCAGGGAAUCAAGGUGUUUGAGACCAACGUGCUGUUCCACGGCGCUAUCCGAAGCAAGCCAGACGAGGUUUUCCGAGAAUUACUGAAGCUGAGGGACGACACUAUUGAUUAG
Messenger RNA from Microdochium trichocladiopsis, 1404 nucleotides. RefSeq names its product Alpha/Beta hydrolase protein. Gene Ontology annotation, biological process: proteolysis. Gene Ontology annotation, molecular function: peptidase activity. The record is from RefSeq and is a predicted model, not a curated record. The transcript is spliced from 2 exons. Lineage: Eukaryota; Fungi; Ascomycota; Sordariomycetes; Xylariales; Microdochiaceae. The coding region runs from base 1 to 1404 and encodes 467 amino acids.